Molecule: messenger RNA, 1743 nt
Organism: Tupaia belangeri chinensis (Chinese tree shrew)
Lineage: Eukaryota; Metazoa; Chordata; Mammalia; Scandentia; Tupaiidae
Gene: PSPN
Product: persephin
Molecular function (GO): growth factor activity; glial cell-derived neurotrophic factor receptor binding; receptor tyrosine kinase binding
Source: RefSeq, a predicted model, not a curated record
GAGUCCGGGACUUGAACCACUUUUGACUACAUGGGAGUCCAGGGACAUAGCCAUUAAGCCAACUGUUGGCCCCAAGGGUGCCAAGUUUUAACCCCUGCUCUCCUGGGAGGGUAGGGCACCUCCAUAGGGUCUCCACGCUACUAUCCCCGCAGUCCUGGGCAGCUGGGACCAGUAUGCCCGGGGGAUCCCAGGAGGGGACCUUGGGACCUUGCCCCUCUGGGUCCAGCUGUGUUACUGCUGUGCCACCACCUUGCCCUCGACCUGCUGCUCUCCUUUGCGUGGGCUCGAGCACUUUGUCCGGCAGGUAGCAGGCGAACCCUCUGGGCUUGCUCGGCCCCAGCUCACGGCAGCUCCGCCAUGCCAGGCUCCAUACUGAGGACUGCUCCCCCGGGGCCCCCCGGGGUUACCUGUGAAGCCACCAGAGCCCCUGUCUCCCUAGGACUUGCGGUGGCCUCAGUCCUGCCACUCAGGGUCGGGCCCCGUUACUGCGGGACCCCGGGACUGGGCUUGGCCUCCAGGGACAGGAGUCCCAGCCUUAGCAGUCCCUGGGCCUCUCCCUUUUCCUGUUUUGCUGCUGGCUUGCCAGGCCCGGAGACAGGGCAUGAUGUCCUAAUCCUCCGGUGGGAGCCAUGAUGGAUUCCUGACUCCCACCUGCCAAGCCACCCUUCCUGGCACAUGCCACAGUGGGUCCUGAGCCCUGGCACGCUGCCUCCCUGGUGGGGCGCUCCACUGGGAGGCCCACGAAGCCCCUGGCCUCUCCUUCCAGACAGCAGGUGGGGUGGGGACCUUGGUUGCCUGUCGUGGCCUCAGCUCUGGCGGCUGGUGCGACACUCGUAAAUCAGGGGGCGUCAGGGGCGUCGGAAACGGGUCUGGAAUGCUGGGGUGUGGUGAGGGGAGCCCUUAACUCUAGGAGGACGGGGGCAGAAGGGGUUGGAUGCCUGGACCUGAGGACACAGGGGCCUUUGGCUGGCAGUGAAGAGGUUAUCUCCCCGGCCCAGGCAGGAUAAAUUCAGGGCUUGGGGCUCCCCCACCCCAGGAACCUUCGCGCCACCAUGACCACAGGGGGAGUCCUGGUCGGCGCCCUGCUGCUCCUGUCCCUGCAGCUGGGCCUGGGCCCUGAUGCUCAGGGGGCCCCGGUGGCACACGGAGAGUUCUUGGGACAGGCCGAGGAGGCCGGGGCACCCUGGNNNNGCACCCACCGCUCCCGCCUGCGCCGAGCCCUGGCCGGCCCCUGCCAGCUGCGGAGCCUGACCCUGCCGGUGGCCGAGCUGGGCCUGGGCUACGUCUCGGAGGAGAAGGUCAUCUUCCAGUACUGCGCAGGCAGCUGUCCCCGCGGCGCCCGCACCCAGCAUGGCCUGGCGCUGGCUCGGCUGCGGGGCCGGGGCCGAGCACACGGCGGGCCCUGCUGCCAGCCCACCCGCUACACUGACGUGGCCUUCCUCGACGACCGCCACCGCUGGCAGCGGUAACCCCCCGCCCCGCGGGCGGCCUUACCCCAGCUCUCGGCGGCUGCCUGCGGCUGUGGCGGCUGAGCACCACCCUGCGCCCCGGCCUGCGUGGAGGAGCAGCCCUGCUGCUCCAGGAGCUCGGCGGACUUACUGACUGGGAGCCUGGAUGCAGAGAUGAUGGGGGUGGGCCGGGACGGCCAUCCUUGGGCAUAAUAAAGGACACUGUUCUGGCCUUGGGACUGCAUAUCUAUCCCACAUCUGCCUUGUCUGCCCUGGGGCAGGUGCCACCCGGGCU